Heterocephalus glaber (naked mole-rat) is the source of this 13787-nucleotide messenger RNA. NCBI's taxonomy places the organism in Eukaryota, Metazoa, Chordata, Mammalia, Rodentia, Bathyergidae. The record is from RefSeq and is a predicted model, not a curated record.
CUCAAGUGUCUUCUUUCUUUUAAAGAAAAGAAAAAUUGAGGGGUUUUGGGGAGAAAGUGAGUGGGCGCCAGGAUGGGUUUCUUGAGCAGCCGGACUGAGAGAGGAAGGAGCUAGCGGGGGGCUUCGGAGAGGGUGACCCCGACGCGGGGUGUGGGGCGGGGCAGUUUGUGGGGGACUGUAAUGGAAAGGCGUCGACUGCUCUCCAACUCUUUGCUUCUAGUUUCCUCCACUAUGGGUGGUAGGUUUGAAUUUUGGAGGUGGGGUCUCCUGCGUGGAGUUUGGGAAACUGUGAGGUGGUUUUGAGGUGUGUCGGUUUGUUUGGGGUGUAUAACUGUUUUAAACUGUGUGACGCGUCCUCGUGUGCUGGGCUUGUCUCGGAGGAAUGUGCGGAGAUGGGAAGUUAGAUAGCCAGAGUCCUAGCUUUCCUGGGCCUGGAGGCGUGCGUGUGUCCUGGCGCUGGACGUUUGGGCUUGAGACGUGGCGUGCGUAUCUGGGCUCAGCAACUCGUUUGUGUCCCAUUGCCCGCUCACUCUCCGCCACCCGCCUUCGUCCCCUCCCCUAGACAGAUCUCCACCCCAAACUCCGGGCUGGAGGAUUGUAGUGAUGAUGUGAUGUAGAGAUGGAUCUUUGCAUCCCGAAGUCGGUAGAUAGGUGGGAAAGGAAAAGUGUUUCUUAAUAUUUUAUUCCGGAACCGUGUUUUGGUUACACGAUUGGGGCUACUUUGAAAGGCGUCCUCCACCCACCUUCACCCCGAAACAAAUGGUAAAUAACGCCGAUCAUCUCUGGAAAGGAUAUUGAUCUGCCUCAUGUAAAGUAUGCUCAGUUCCUUUCCAGUGGUUUUGCUGGAAACAAUGUCUCACUAUACAGAUGAACCCAGAUUUACUAUAGAACAGAUAGAUCUACUUCAGCGCCUUCGGCGUACUGGAAUGACUAAACAUGAAAUUCUCCAUGCCUUGGAAACUUUGGACCGUCUUGAUCAAGAGCAUAGUGACAAGUUUGGAAGAAGGUCCAGCUAUGGAGGAAGUUCAUAUGGGAAUAGUACCCACAAUGUUCCAGCAUCUUCCUCCACAGCUACAGCUUCCACACAGACCCAGCAUUCGGGAAUGUCCCCAUCACCGAGCAACAGUUAUGAUACUUCCCCUCAGCCUUGCACUACCAAUCAAAAUGGAAGGGAGAACAAUGAGCGAUUGUCCACAUCCAAUGGGAAGAUGUCACCAACUCGCUACCACGCAAAUAGCAUGGGUCAGAGGUCAUACAGUUUUGAAGCCUCUGAAGAGGACCUAGAUGUAGAUGAUAAAGUGGAAGAAUUAAUGAGGAGGGACAGCAGUGUGAUAAAAGAGGAAAUCAAAGCCUUUCUUGCCAAUCGGAGGAUUUCCCAAGCAGUUGUUGCACAGGUAACAGGUAUCAGUCAGAGCCGGAUCUCUCAUUGGCUGUUGCAGCAGGGAUCAGACCUCAGUGAACAGAAGAAGAGAGCAUUUUACCGAUGGUAUCAACUUGAGAAGACAAACCCUGGGGCUACACUAAGUAUGAGACCAGCUCCCAUUCCAAUAGAGGACCCUGAGUGGAGACAAACGCCUCCCCCUGUGUCUGCCACACCUGGGACCUUCCGACUACGGCGAGGAAGUCGAUUUACCUGGAGAAAGGAGUGCCUGGCUGUCAUGGAAAGUUACUUCAAUGAGAAUCAGUACCCAGAUGAAGCAAAGCGAGAAGAAAUUGCAAAUGCUUGCAAUGCAGUUAUACAGAAGCCAGGCAAAAAACUGUCUGAUCUGGAACGAGUUACCUCCCUGAAAGUAUAUAAUUGGUUUGCUAAUAGACGGAAGGAGAUCAAGAGGAGAGCCAAUAUCGAAGCAGCAAUCCUGGAGAGCCAUGGGAUAGACGUACAGAGUCCAGGCGGCCAUUCCAACAGUGAUGAUGUCGAUGGGAACGACUACUCGGAGCAGGAUACUUGGCAAGUACGCAAUGGGGAGGAGGAGGAGGGAAGAAGUUCAGAGGGAGGCAGAGAAGCAGAGAAGGAUGACAGCAUGAGCCAUAGUGACCACCAAGACCCCAUCUCGCUAGCUGUGGAGAUGGCAGCAGUCAACCAUACUAUCUUGGCCUUGGCCCGACAAGGAACCAACGAAAUCAAGACAGAGGCCCUGGAUGAUGACUGAUCAGGGAGGGUUAGACACAAGUUAACUUAGUUUAGACGUAGCACCUUAGCAGACUUUCCUCGGUCCUUAACAUGUGUUCUUACAGUAUAACUUGCAGUUUCUUGUAUGUCAGGUAGCCGUUAGGGUCUUGUUCUGUGAAGAUGGCAUGGUGCCCUCAGCCUUUGCAUAUACUCUCUCAGUAUUAAUUCCCAGUAAAUAAUAACCAACCAACCAAACUUACCCCUCCCAGCCCCUGAGGCUAGAAAAUCUUGCUGCUCCGUCUUAGCAUUCCAAGAAAGUGCUUCCAGGUAUUUAGAUAGCCCUCAGUUCUCCAGUAUUAGGCUGUGUGUAAAAUCUUGGGUCCCUUUAGAUACAUGUAACACGAGUCUGUACCUUUCCCUUCCCCAGACUGAUAGGAUGCAAGCUGAGGUGGUGGCACAGGGCUGACAGACACCACUUGGGGAAUCUCCAGAGCGAAAGGGACACUGGAGCCCCACCUCAGCGUGAGAAUCGCUGAUUCAGCUGCAAUAAGCCGUGCCUCCUACAGUCACUCUGUGGCUAGGUUACACUUCUUCGGGUGCUGUGCUAAGACUGUCCAUGGAAAACCUGAGCUCAGAUUUGGUUGGUGUUAGCAUGCCUGCCACAGGCAUCCUUUCCUCUCAAUAGCUGUGUGACCUAGUAGGUAAAAUACUGCCUUCUGCCUUUGGGACCAUGAUUCAAGACAGAAAAACAAAAGUUAUGAAAAAAAAAACCCAGCUUGAGAGCAUUGGAAAAAAGUAUGAGCUGAGUGUCUGAUGGAUGCUCAGUCCAGCCCUCAGAACCACUGUACAUUCCGUGGCACGCCUAUCAGUGCCUGACUGGAAAGGUCUUGGAGGUUGUCCUGGUGUCCCCUUUCCCUGCUACCAAAAAAGUCUUUCAAGGACGGAGCUAAGGUCAGAAAUGAGUAGAAGAACACAGUCUUUGUAUCCAUUAGCAGAAGCCCCUCAGUCUGAGUCGAUGGAGGGCUUAGGGGAUUUUGCUGACUUGACUAUCACAGAUGCAAACACUUGCUUAAAUAGGAGCAGAAAAAAUCAGGGGACAUUUACCACUUCCACGGUGGGUGUGCGAGAUACAACAGGAUGCGACUGCUUUGUUGUUCUCUUUACUCUGUCCUUGUAGAGGUAUGAAAAGCUAUAUUGCUACAGGCAAUUUAUUUAAUAAUUGGAAGCCAUAUUGAUAAUGGAUGUGGUAAUAUUUGUAAAGUUUAAUCUACUUUAAGUGGCAGUAACUAAUGGAAUUUUUUUCCUUGAUCACGUAUGUAGCACUUUUGUUACUUUUUAAAGAUAUUUAUAUUUGAUAAAUCUUUUUUUCAUUUUGAGAACUCAAAAUACCAAACAGUGAACUUGCGUUAUAAAGUCACCCUGUGAUCACCUUGUCAUCUAGUAGCAAAAUGAUGAACUAUUCAUGCAUCAAAGAAAAUUACAUCUGCUGGCCUUGUACGAAAUGGUCUCUUGGCAUCCGAUUAAAUGAUGCACUGUCACUGUGGGUCAAAAGAAACAGCCUUCAGUGUAGAGUGUAGGGUGCAGCGGGAGAGGCACAAUGGCCGCGCAUUUUCUGCCUGGCUCCGUCUCUCCUCUGUGUCUCCUGAAGCCUUGUUUUAGGGGAGGCCAGGCGGACUGCUCCAUGAGGUUUCUGUCUUUCUGUCCAUGACCGAAACAGUUUCUGAGGUAGAAGGAAGGUGCCGUUCCCUCACUGCCUCACCCUGAACCCUCACCAGAUGUGUUCAGCCUCAUUUGAAAGAUACUGACCUUCCUUCCUUCUUUUUCCUUUCUCUUUGGGAUGUUGAAUAUCUGCCAGUUUUUAGCUGGUCUCUGCACUUAAGGCAACACUGGUGAUCAUUCCCUUAGCCGUAUGUUGUGCUCGUGGAAGUAUGAGGACAUCUUUCCAAGGGCACGAGAAUGCCACCUUCCUGUGUCUGUGACUUAAAAGAAUUAUGGCAGGGCCUGGUCCUGCCCCGUCCCUGGGUUUCAGGGGGGAAAUGUAUGCAUUUCCCCGACUCCCAAGAGUCGGAGCGAGAUGGAGCCGUCUUCUGUGUUACUGUACUACUUGAACUGACAAACCCAAGAGUAGCAUUUGUUAUUCUCAGGAAUGAGCCCCCUCCCACACACUCCUGCUCAUGUUCUUUGUUUAUUGUACUUUUUCAGUUGUGAGAUUCUGUUAUCUUUCUUUCCUCUGAUUUUAAUAUAUCUUUCCAUUUUGGUGGAAUUUUGUCUGCUUAUUCUCAGUUGAAUCAGAAAGAACACAGAGAGGAAAAAAAUACAUUCUCUGACAAGCCACAUCCAUGAUUUAUUGUCAUUAGAUUAUUAUAAUUGAUAGCUUCUUUAGGAUGGGAUUCCUAGCAUCAUUUAUUCUUGCUAGUCUUUUUAAAGGAACAGACUCAACCUGCUAAGACAGCUGCAGUUUCUAAAGAAGUCUAGUGAUUGCCACAGAAGAGCUGAAAUGUUUUUCUGUUUUGAGACCUCUGAGGACGAGAAAAGCGUUAGAGGAUAAGGGGGAGCUGGCGUCCGUGCAGGCAGUGCUGGCCGGGCUGGCAGUGGCAACACCGGGGGAGCAAUGCUGCCAGGGCAGAACACAGUGUGCCGAGCUGGAGGGGACAGGGAGGGUGUCCACCCAGGACUGUGAGCUGCUCUUUCGCUUUUUCACUAGGCGUGAGAAUGAAUGUCUUUGGGGUCAAGAUGUCAAUCUUCCUUCAGUUUUUUGUUGUCACCAGGUUCGGUUCUGCUCUCUCUUGUCCAGACCACCUUAAUUCUUAUAAUGGCAAAUCCAGCGCCCACUAUUUGGUUUCUACUUUUCCCUGAGCCUUUCAGGUUUUAGGUGUGCUAUUAAGAUAGAAAUCCUCAAAUGCUCUAUCGCCAAAGGGAAAAACCAGACUCUACAAAGUCACAUCCCAUGCUGCUUGGUGGCUCUGAACCUGCUCUUGCUUCUUUGUCCUUCUUCAGGCCCCUUGUUCCUUUCUAGUCAAGGAAGAUUUUUUAAAGUGUGGGUCUAUUCAUGUAGUCCACCUGUUAUUUUUAUUUAAUUCACUGUGACUGAAUUACUGGUCAGAUGUGUGAGCUUCCCACCUGCCCCUCUCACAGUACCCUUUGAGACAGACCAUCUAAGGCGACUUCCACCUGUACGUGGCCAGCACCAACAGGGCACAGAAGUAGGCGGGCAAACAGCAGUGCACAGGGCUGAGACCUUCUCGUGCCAUUGAGUACCACACACGUUCUGCUUCUUUCAGCAGCUGGUCAUGUUGGAGUACCCAUCGGGCAGAUUUCCUCUCAACCUCAGUUCUUUAAGUGCCCCUUCACAGGAAAAGGGGACCUGGGACCGGGAGCCAGAGAGCCCCCACUGAGGAGCCUUCCCCCAGCUGUGGAGAGUUGAGGAGGAAGCUUGUUCUUACUAACAUGCAAAGUUGGUACUCCAGUUCAAGAUUUAUGAUACAGGAGGAGCUGUCUUAGUCCCGAUGUCUGGGUAGAUUCUUACCUCAAAGGGUAAGAAUUUACUGAUACAGUUGUUUGGGCUCUCCCUCUUUGGCUUUCAUCUUCAAGAACUCGUUAGAAACUUGCCUCCUGGACACCCAACAUUAGGCACCGAGUAUAAUAGACCCAGUAAAGAAUCUACUGUCACUUCCUCUCCAUCUCUCAACAGUUCCUCUUUGUUUUCUCUGAGCUCCACUAUUGUCCUUGUUUUGAGUUGACUUUGCUGGAGUUUUUUACCUUCUGGCUGCAGCCAGGGUGCUGCUCAGUAGCGCCCUCUUCAGCAGUCUGAGAACACAACAUGCUGUCCCGAGAGGCCGGGCUCUGCACCUGUACCCCUGAGCAGCCCCUCAUCCGUCCUAAGAAUGUGAACUUCAAGUCCUUGCCCUCUCUCUCUGGUUUAAGAAGGAUUUAGUUAGAAGAUCUUUCCAUUUAACUCGUGGCUCUGCCUUUUAAAAAUGCUUUUUAUCUUUUGUUCAGAGAGCAGCCGGAGUAUUUUUCCCUGUGAGUCUCACCAGAUUCGUAGGCAAUAAUUUUUCUUGUGGUUGAGGAUCUUGUGCUCGGUAGCACUCUGUCUACAUUGAACAGUCCUGAUCUCCUAUGGUGUGCAUUGGUUUCUGUGCUAAUCUCUGUGAUUGAAAUCGUAGGCUAGGGUGGUGAUGGAUUGUGCCAUUUUGUUGUGAUUAUCGGUAAUGUUUCACUACUGUGUUCCUUGAGGCUGGAUCGAGACCAGCCAAAUCCAUUUAUAGCUUUACUGAGCCAGAUUUGUCAAGAUUUCCCGAGUGAGAGUUGGGCACACUGAGGAGCCAGCUGCUGGUUCAGGGGUGCAGGCUGGGGGUGCCCUGGGCAGGGGUGUGUUACUCAUACAGCGUUCCUUCAUGUGUGCUCUUUAAUAGCAAGAUGCGUACUCAGGAUUUGGGGAUCAGUUGUCAGCCAUAUUGAAUUUGGCAAACUGAGCUGCGUGCCCCAAAACCCUCCUGCUGUCUCUCCAUGUCCAGCGUCUGGUCACGUUACCCAGAACCACUGAGUUGUCCAGAGUGAGGACAGUGCCCCUCCUGGGAGCAGGAGGCUUUCUCAGAAACAGCUCUGCGGGACCAGCUCAUCCGGGCGCCCGGACAGCCCGCCCUCGGCGCACAGGCCCUCUGCCUUCUCUUGUGCAGGUGCCUUCCUUACACUCUUGGCUUCACAGAUGCCCGUCACUGCAGAGGGUUCCCUCACGCUCCCAACAAGCAGCAGGAAGGGCGCCUCACAGUCGGUUGCCGGCCACAGAAACUCCUGUCUGUCUCCAGCAGGUUGAGCUCCGCAGGCCUGCUCGGGUGCCCUUUCUUUACGAACCGCAAGCGAGAAGUGCCUGCCCUUGCGUCUCACAGACCGCACCUCCUGUUGGGUCUGAGUCCUCUCUCAGAAAUGCAACUUUGUUUGUACGUCCGCACCUUCAAACACUGCAAGUUUGUAAAUGGAGAUGUUUCCUAUCGCCUUCAUUACUCUUGGUGGGGAUGAGAAAUAGCAAAAAGAAAGGUAAGCCUGAGAAAUGCAGGUUCCUGUAGCACUAGAUUUCUUUUGUCGUCAGAAAAGAAAGGGAUACAGGAGAGACGCCAGUGAGGAGGUUUGGCUGCACCCGGUUCUCAUCUUGCCAGCACAGAUGCCUUGGGGUCACAAGUGUGCAUCGCCCUUAACUUCUUUCUUAUCAUUCUUGGCAUCUGGGUAGAACUGAAUAGAGGUUUCCAUUCAAGUGUAACCUGCCUGGCACUUUUAAGCCGGCUGACAGUUUAGUGGGCACAUCCCAGGACCUGUGAGUGGGGAGCUCUGAUGCUGCCCUCUGCCGACGCCCCCCUCCCCGCGCAAGGUCCCUGCUUGCUUGCCAUCCACCCCUCUGGCCGUGUCCAGGCUGUCUCCACGCUCCGCGCCGUGCUGGGCAUCGGGCAGCAGGUGGCGUGUGCACGUGCAGCUCCUCGCCGAGCUCCUGGGAGGCCAACUCCCCUGAUUCCAUUUUCGUUUUCUCUCUUAAAUAAGACUGGCUGCAUACAGCCAUAAUUAACUCACAAAUUCACAUUGGUGUGCUGCGAUCAAAUGGAGGUUUGGCUGAAUCUUUUCAAAUUGUAACCAUGGUAAUUGAGGGGGGUGGCACAGAAUGAAUAUAUAAAAAUAUAAUGGCAAUUGUUCUGAAUGACUGAGUGUCCUCCUGACAUGUAAUUAGCUGUUUUAGCAGGAUGUAGAUUGGCAUGGUCAUAAUUAAGAGGGUUUCUGUCCUUUAUGUGAUUGAAAAUAGCAGAGCUCCCAAGAACAUUUGGAACGGCGACUCGGUAAACUAAAAUAAUGACACUGUAUUCAUGUUCUCCCGCAAGAGAAGGAUUUGGAGUUAUUUCAGCCCCAAAAGGGAAGCCUUUGAUUAUUGCUCUCCAUGUGACUUCUGAGUCCUUUGAGGCCUCUCUCACACCGGUUUGGCCUGCUCCACCUUGGGCAGACACCAGGCAGCCCCAACCAAGGCCCUGCCCCUCUGUUCCUCGUGCUGGCCUGGCGCAGCCACAUCUGCUUCCCACACCCCUAGGGUCCUCAGGUCCCCUGGGUCACUUGACAUCUCCAUUGCUGUCACCUUUCGAACACAUUCACCAAAUGGAAGUUUACAGAAGUUGCGUAGCGUUUUCCUCAUUGGCUCUUAAGAUGCAGAGCAGACAGCCCGACAAGGACAGAUCAGUGAACUUCAGCUGGGCAUGACUGGCGCUGGCGCCUGCACUCUGCCAUCGUCACUGAAGCAAAGGACGCGUGUGAGUGCCCGGCCUCUCUCACACCACUCUGACCUAGCAGGCGCUGUCCUAGUGCUCGUGGCACUCUGCUGGCCUCUCCCUGUCCUCCCUACCCUUGCACAGACCCGGGCCAUCCGGCAUCCUGUGGUUUUGACAUCCUGCGGUCUCCUGGCCACACCUGCUCCUCCUCUCAUCCUGGGGUGGCCCUUGGGUGGGGGGUACUUAGUCACUUGCUAGCCUUCCUCUAGAACAGGCUGGGGUCCUCUGCUCUGUUUGCCCAUCCCUCGCCGGAGCCUUCGUCCUGUUGCAUGUGUCAGCAGGAACGCCAGCACCCAACAGCAGUGAGUGGCCGUCCCACCUGUUUCCUUCCCCUACCAGCCGGAGAGACACUGGGCGAGCCGUGGUCUGAGAGCUCUGCCCCUUCCGGGCCUGGACAUUCAGGACUGCUCAGUAGCCACUGAGGACAGUACAGCUCUGGCUUUUACUCUUACUUUGCCGCUUCCCCUUGUACCGGUCUUUCUCUUCCCCAUCAGGAGGAACCCUAGCCUGCCAGAAAUGCUGCUUACAAUUCCAUCUGCUGAGAAGGCUGCUUGUUUAGAAGUGACCUCCUCCACCUCGAGACAUGGAGAUCAGGAGAGUAUUUCUGGCCUUGGCUUCUUUUCAUUCUGUUCCUCCCCAAAUACCUGUAGUGGAAUAGUAGUUGGGCCAGUUCACGGAAAGAUCCUGUGUCCAUCCCCGCAGGGCCUCUCCCCUAAAGGCCACCUGUCUGGGUUAGAGGCUGAGAGCAGAGCAGAUGAGCCGACUUAGUAAUUGUGAGAUGAUCUCUGAAGAAACCAGACAUUCCCGUGGUCUGCUCACAUCCAAAGGACACAGGGUCUGUGUUGCGGUCGGAGUCCCAGCGUGUCUGCCAUUUCAGUUCACAGUAUCGAAUGUGCCGCCAUGAAAUAUAGUUUCAAAGAGAAAACACCAGAAGCAAGUUUUAUAUGACUAUCUGGAGAAGCUGCUGGGUUCUAAAUCAGAGUGUUGCAGGAGACCAGCGUGCAGCCCUCCCCAGCUGUCACAGCUCACAGGAGCAGCAGCUGCUGUAAAUGUCAUUUAAGUACGUGGCUGGGUGCUGUGCUGGUGGCAGUGCUGCCUCCCUAGUCCUCCCGGUCAGUGCCACCAUAGCUGCAGCAGGCCAGGCAGCCUCCUGCGCCUCGUUCACCUUCGUGGAAGGUGGCCUGUCCACUGCUGCUCCAUGGAAGGCACCACCUGGCCCAGCCUGGUGCGCUGGCACCCUGCUGGCAUUACAAUCCUGGGUGAGCUGGAAGGGGACCAAGACCCUACAGCCUGGCUUCCUCUGGGGACCUUCCUGAGUCCUCCUGCUCGGUGAGCAAGGUGACAGAAUAGGGACAUAGACUCCCAGCCGUGUCAGGAUGCAGGAGAAUUGUAGGUGGCAGUAUACAUCCAGGGUGGAGGGGGUCAAUCUCACCUGUACCCCUUGCUUGCAGCCCCGGUAGCGAGGGAGAAGCAGGGCCCGGCUCCUGUUGCUUGCUUAGUUGCCAUUGCCUUAGACCCCCGGCUUGUGUUCUGAGUGUUCUGCUGCUCCCUCCUCCUCUCGCUGUCCCCUCCACAGCAGUGAUGAUGGCCAGGUAGGCUGUUGUGGGCUGAGGCCCUGGUUCUGUGUCAGUGUCUGCCCUCCCAGGGUUGCUUCUGCUCCUAAUCCUGAGCCUUAACUGGCCCCCAGGAGCAGCUGCAUGGCCACGAGUACAGAUUUUGGUCCAAAAACUCCAAGCUGACCUGAAGACCUAUGAAAAUUCUACCCCUCCUUUCUAGCUCUUUCUCUUACUGUAAAAAGAAGGUUUUCCAGGAGUUGGUUCUGUUGAUCACUCCCCGUCUCCCCCUCCAUCCUUGAUAGGCGUCCUUGAAGAAGUACAAGAAAGGAACAAAGCCACAGCUUUGGAGCGUCCAGGUGAGGGACCCACCCAGGUGGCUGCUGAGGGUGGCAGGUGCGUUGGGACGCAGCCGGCUAGUGAGGUUUUUGUGACCCGGCCCUCACAGGGCCCGCAGCACCCUCGCCUGGAGGGGAGCGUGUACUGUGCCUUUCCCGCCGAGCUGAUCUGGUCUGGACUCUGCCCUGCACCUCAGCCACCGGGCAGACCUGGAGCAGGGCACGGCCUGCCGGCUCCCUGUCAGAGGCGGUUCUCGGUUCUCGGGACUAAGUUCAAGGCUCAGCCUCCCUUUAGGGUGUCGUCUUCCCAGCACUUCCAGGCUGUCUUUCUGUUUGGUGUUUGGCUUCCUUCGAGCAGAGAAAGCUCUCCCAUUUUUGCUUUACUGGAAGUAGGAGCUCAGCAUAAACUUGUGAGGGUUACUUUCCACCUCACCAUUCACUGAAGCGAUUAAACUGGAAAACAAAAGAACAUGAAUGCCCUUAACGUAAACAGCUGCCCCAGCUCUCUGGCAUUCCAGCCUCCGGGCAUCAGUGCCCCAUGGGCAGAGCAGGUGGAGAGGAGCUCGGUGUGGGCUCCAGGAACCACUCUCCUGUAUUGGAAUCGGUGACCUUCCUCAUGCCUCUCCAAAAAUGGGCACCAAGGGAACAAACCAAAGCUCUUGGGGUGUGGUGGGGCUGGCGAGGCUUCUCCUUUACUCCCUGGUUUUCCCAAACCCUCCCAGUCAUUUCCUUGUGCUGAGCGUGCAACAGCGCGUGGGUGGCACCUGCACCUCCUUCCACCCUGUCCGUACCUUCCAGGGCCCAGCCUGGCCAAGGCAGGACUGGCUCCCCGCUGGGAGAUGCCGAGACCGGGGCAGCCACUUCCCCGGCAGAGCCCACAGCCUUCUCCGACCCGGGCUCGCCCGCCCUCCGUCCCUCCCGCGACGUGGUCAGGUGGAGAGCAGAACCUUUCCAGGAUGAGUUCUUGUUUAUGUUCAAGUGCCUAAGCAAGUUGCAGACCUCUGGAUCCUGCCAGGUAGCUGUGCCCUGCCCCACCCUUCCCACCUCCACCGCCCUCGGGGUAGGCACCUGCCCCACCCCCAGCAUCCCUGCCGUUCUGCAUGCGGAGCGCCGUGGGGCACGCGAGUGGGAGAACUCUUCGUAGCCGUGUCAGGCCGGCUCCGUCACCGUUCCCCUGUUGCUUUUGUUGACGUGGUUAUGGUCUUGGUUCUAGACAACUUCCAGGAGUCUGGUUAGCUAGAUCUUAGUGCCACCAUAGACAGCCUCGAAGCAGAAACCCUGUCGGUCAGCCGUGGGGAUGCAGCCAGACCCAGAGGGCAAGUGUGACUCCCAGCUGUGCCUCCAGCACAGUGCCCGGCCCUGCUCACAGGGCCACCGCCAGGUGUCAUCUGGAUCCAGCUGCGUCUGUAGAUGAGUGUGAGAUUGUUUGCUUCUUUGUGAAAGUAAUGUAAGUCUGACCUAGACUCGGGGCCUUGGUUACGUGAUGAGCACAGGAGAGGACUGACGGCCGGCGCUGUUCAGACCCCAUGGCCAGCAGCACGCCGAUGAUUUGUGGGUGCAUUAAAAGGUUUUGCAGAAUGGAACAAUCCAUACCCAGGCACUUUAUUUUCAUUAAUAAUCCAGCAUUUUUGUUCAGACAAUGGAGUAACCCAAACACUGGGUACUUGCUUGUGAUGUGUGGGCAAGUGCGUUCUGCCUUGGAGACCAGAGGGAAGUGGGAUGAUGGUGGCCCGACGGAGCUGCUGUGCUCAGAGCGGGAGUGGGGCAGUGCCCAGGGCUCUUCUAUCCCCCUGCAGCUGAGCAAAGUGAAUGUAGCCCAGGCCCUGGGCCGGGAGGAUGUGGGCAGCUGAGGGAGGCAGGAGAGGGCCUGGUUGCUCCCGCUUCCCAAGACUACACUGCAGCCGGAGCAGAGUGCUGAGCGGGGUCCCCGUCUCCCGGUCAAGUGCAGCUGGUCUGGUGUCAGGGGCCGGGCAUGGGCUAAGAAGCAUUCAGCAUCCGCCAAAUAGCCGAGUGUCCAAGAGGGGCCGUGGAUCCCCGCCUUGGCUGUCCUGUCCUGUCCUGUCUGUGUUUCCCUCUGGUGUCUCCUCUGGUCUCUGUCCCCAUAUCGUGCACCAUGUGUCCCUGAGGGCGUCACACCUGUGUCUGAGUCUGUUGUAGGGUGUUCAGUCUACCUCAAGGGUCACCAUGGUAAGCUCUGUCCACGAGGAACCCUCCUUCCAUGCCACACACUGGAAUGUAUCCCGCCCGCCCCAUGUCUCCUGUAUUCACCACAAACUCCUAGUGCAAAUUGGAUGCUGCUUUAAAUGUGAAAACAAUUGUUCAAAAGCUAUAAAACCUGAAUGAAAGCUAAAGCUGAAUUUAUAAGCCUUGUUGCAUAUGAGCCAAAAGUGCAAAAAGCUCUAUAUAAUGAACCUGCCACUCGUAUAAAUAUAAAUAUAUAUAAAUAUAUUAAAAUCAGACUGUUCUACAAAAUUGUGUAUUUGUAUUUUUGUGUACGUACAAUUUUCUGCUAAGCAGAAGGAGGAUGUAGUAUAGGAUGCUGUGAGAAGAGAUUUGAUUUGAUCCUAUUUCUUUGUUACUUAUUUUUGUUAACAUCAGAUGCCUGUCUUCGUCUUCUGUGUAUGACACUGUUUGGAAAGCUGCAGUAUCUCUCUUCCUCGGGCCAGAGUCCAGAGAGAACCGAGUCUGGGCCUUAGGGCCUUGUCUUAGCCACUCGGCCGGAGCGGGCAGUGGGCACAGUGCCUGUGGCAGAAGCAGAUCCACGUGUGUCCUGAGGUGGCACCAAGGGAGGGACGUGGCUUCCGCCCCCUCUGGGAUGCAGACCACCUGUGGUAUCGGCAUCCCCAGAGACGGACCCUGGCUCCCUCCAGCACAGACUCUCCCUGGGUCCGUGAUGGAGGGACAUGGGCUGUCCCCAAACAACAGGGCGGUGCCCCUCCCCUGGGACCAGCAGUGGCCCCACCCGGCCCGGCGCCCAGCUCCCACUCUGAGUCCUUGCUGCCUUUCUCCAUCGGGUGGCCCCGUGCCUCCUGCUGCUGCUCCUUGGCCAGACCCCAGCCUGGUCCCGAGCACCUCCGACCCCACUCUGCCGGUGCUAGACUCGGGGGGGGGGGGGGGUCGGUGGCUCCGAGCCGGGCCGGCCCACCUCACGGAAGCUGCCCUAGCGAGAGCGAGAGCGAUACUGCAGCUUCAGCCGUAGGACUCGGAUUCCACAGUGUGUGACGACCGUAGCAGGAAGCCCUUGUUUCUGGGUGGCAGUGAUCAAUCAGAGAAACAAGUGCUCUAUGUAUUGAUUAAAAUAGUUCCGAUGAGUCCUGUAUCAUUGUAUCUCCUAUUCUGGAUUAGUGCCUUUUGGACAGUAGACUGUUCUGUAAUUAAAAUGUAGUAUACUGCUUUUUUGUACAGUUUUGUUUUAAUAAAACUUUUUUUUAAUUUGUGUUUAUUUUAGUAUUGUACCUAUUAGAGAAUAAAAUGUAUAACUGAA